This is a messenger RNA of Exophiala oligosperma, 2003 nucleotides long. RefSeq lists its product as uncharacterized. Bases 47 to 1846 code for a protein of 599 amino acids. NCBI's taxonomy places the organism in Eukaryota, Fungi, Ascomycota, Eurotiomycetes, Chaetothyriales, Herpotrichiellaceae. The record is from RefSeq and is a predicted model, not a curated record. The transcript is spliced from 4 exons.
CUUUCUUUCGUCCCAACAAUCGCGUUACUCAUCCCCUACAACCACCAUGGCUGACUCGGAUUCUUCCUCCCUCUCAUCCGCGCCCUCUUCAGAAGAUGAGGAGAUGGUCCGCAAGAUGUCCAAACCUGUCGGUAUAAGUCGCUACUUCAAACCUACACUCAAGGCCGAGUCCCCAGAACCACCUCCCAAGCGAGCCCCUUCUCCUCCUCACGAGUACACUCUUGCCGACAAUGACGCGAUUGCGUUCAUUGUUAUGUUCACCAGCCGCUUCCACGAAGCUUUCCCCAAAUAUCUCACAGCACUCGGGCCUCAGGACAUUGAAAGAGGAGUUUCUGGUGAACUCCCUGAUGAACUUGUGGAAAAAUUACUGUGCGCAUUGUUGGGGCUCGUGUUGAAUAGGAAGAAAGAUGUCGAACGCGGUCACUACACAAGAGCUCUGGAAGACGCGAUCUCGUCGAAUCAAGAUCAAUGGCCCACUGUGUGGAAAGGCAUCAACCCAAUACAUGGUGGCAAGAAUUUCAGGAAUAUGACACCAGAAGAGAGAUUGAAUCUGCUGAAGGCCCUCAUACUAUGGACAUUGAAUUCGUCUGAAACCGUUCAAGGUCUCAUCAAAGACUCUUACAAACAGACGCGACGCGAUGACGACAAAAACCAACCAAGAAGCGUGCAACCAUGGUUCUCAGAUCAAUGGCGGCGCAAAUAUUGGCUGGUUGAAGGAUUGGACGACUCUUAUUUCCGAAUCUACCGAGAAAAUGAUGGAAGAACUGCAAAGACAAACACCUGGUUCAGUGUUGCUGGUUCGAUUCCAGAAGUGCUUACAUUAGCGGAUAAAUUCGCCGAGGAACAUACCCAGAACUCGAAACUGAAUAGCGACAAAUUGAGGGCCGCAGUGCCUCGGUUUGAGGCGGGUGAAGAGAAGCGCAAACGUCGCGAAUAUCGUCUGGCUCGAAAAGCCGCCUUUGCCCGACCCGAGCCCGGAUUCUCCCUCUAUGAAGGACGAACACGAGGAAAGAGGAUGCGAUAUACAUAUUCGGACGAUGAAUAUGGUUCGGACGGAUGGUCAAGUCGACCAUCUAGGCGUAUGUCUAUGCCACCAGACAACGGCCCCACCGUCACCGCGAGCGGAAGGCAGGUCAAGUCAAGAGUUGGCGGUAUGUACGGUGAGAGCAUACUUGUCGAUCAACGCAGGGAACUAGAUCGAGCUACCGGGGAAGGCCAUUUUACGGAGACAAGUGAGGACAUGCCUGCGUCUGCACCAACACGUGGAGUUCGCCAAUCAAGAUCGGGUCGGGUGGUGAAGGCUGUAGGCGAGCGGUAUACAAAUGGCGGAGAUUCAGAGAGUGAUGAAGCACAAUCUUCGGGGAAGGAAUGGAGUGGAAAUGAAGAUGAGCCCGACGAGUCGGAGCCCGACUUCGAUGCGGAGGACGAGGAUGAUGAUGAUGAUGAUGACGACGACAACGACAUGAGUGAUGGAGCGCUAGAGCCUGAUGAGAUGGGUGAGGACGACAACACACAGGAGAGUUUGGUGGUCCAAUUGAGGUACAGGAAGGGCAAAGAAGGAGGCGAAGCGAAUCCAGGACAAACUCCCCCUGGAGCACCGCAGGAACAGCUUGUCAAUGGAAACACCAUGAAUGGCAGCGUGGUCUCCGCCGAAGCACUCAAGACGCUACCACAACCUACCGGAAACACAAUCUCAGAUACUAUCGACGUUGUUCCUCGAGCAAAGAGCGUUAACGGUGGUCAGGGAAUCUCAAACGGCAUUGAAAACCAGGAACAGCCCAUACAGCUAUCAGCUCAAACGCUUGUGCAGCAACCGGUGUCCGUACAGCCUAUGGACUUGUCCUGAGUGUGCGGAUUGAGCAUGAUCUGCAAAGCGUGUUUUCUGGACUCAGACAUGUAUCACGAAGUUCGUGGUUAUUGUGCGAGUAUGGUCAAUAGCAACCAGUGAGCCGCCUUGAGAAAUGUUAUAGCAUCAAAUAAUAAUCGGACUGUUCCAAUUCCAC